Lutra lutra (Eurasian river otter) is the source of this 5950-nucleotide messenger RNA. RefSeq names its product PBX/knotted 1 homeobox 1 (gene PKNOX1). The transcript is spliced from 12 exons. Lineage: Eukaryota; Metazoa; Chordata; Mammalia; Carnivora; Mustelidae. The record is from RefSeq and is a predicted model, not a curated record. Bases 1641 to 2951 code for a protein of 436 amino acids. Gene Ontology annotation, molecular function: RNA polymerase II cis-regulatory region sequence-specific DNA binding; DNA-binding transcription factor activity, RNA polymerase II-specific. Gene Ontology annotation, biological process: angiogenesis; regulation of transcription by RNA polymerase II.
CCGAGCCGAAGGCAGACGCCUAACUGCCCGAGCCCCCCAGCCCCCCAUUCUGCAGUUUGCCUUUAACUGAGUCACCGGAGUGUUGCAGGAAGCUCUGUGUGUGCCCUUGCCAAGGGGUCUCGUCCAUCAGGUGCACUUGUGACUUCGUGCCUAAAUCAUGGGAUGCCUCUUCCUUUCACGGUGAUGAAAAAGGCUUUCAGAGUCGAAUGCAGGGCACUGCUGACACGUGUGGGGAGUGACUCCGUGGGUGCGCUGCUGCCUUGUCUCCCAGGGGCUUUGCUUUGUGGUUGUGCGUCGCAUCUAUUCUGAAGAGUGGGUUGGAGCAGGAGACUUGGGGCCUCUGGAUCAGUGCUACUUCCCUGCCCAUGUCCCCGUGGGCAGCACAGCGAGGGCCGCAUGGCCGGCCGCACGAGAGGUGGAUCGUGCCCGGAGAGGACCCGCACCUGGAGCCAUGCGGUGCCCUGCUCGUUCUCUGCAGUUGCCGCUGUGUGGACUCAGCGCAGCGAAGCCAGUGUAAGCUCUGGACACCGGCAGCCGAGUCAACUCGGACUUCUUCUGACACAGGUGUUUCUGUGCCAGCAUGACUUUGAUCUAGAACUGUCUGCUGUGGAGUGAGGUUCCACACUGGCCGGGUCCUGGGAGAUGGACAUCAGCGGCAGGGAGAGAGGCAGCCCCGGGCUUGGCUUGUGGCCCGCGCGGCCCCAGAAGUUGUGCGUCUUCCUUCCUUGGUUUGUCUAUUCUUUAAAUGCGAGUUUUCUAAAAUACUUUCUUCUCCACUUUGAGCAGCGUUGGACUUUCAGACAGCUGAUGGCAGGAGACCUCCGUGUCCAUUGUGCAGUGCUGAGAUAGUGAGGCCCUGGCUGCCCGGGACCUUCCUGGCCGAGUGUCCGGGCCUGGCCCGUCUGCCCUGGACGGGGGCGCUCGCAGCCCCCUGCAUUCGUGUAGGGCGAGCUAGAAUGUGUGGAGGCAGCCCCAGCACAGGUGCACCGGACCGAGGUCUCCGCGGCCGAGAAAGGGAAGCCGUGAGCAUGGGCAGCUGUCCCCACCGGCCGCGGCAGGUGUUCGCCGAGGAAGGCAGCCUUCCGGUGACCCAUGGCUGGUGCCACGCGGGGGCUUGGGUGCUCCCACAGAGCCCCGCCGUGCUCGCAGGGCAGCCAUCACUGGCGCUGGGAGCCAGGGACUGCCCUGCUCUCUGCAGGCCGGGGUUGCCUGAGACCCAGCCUGGCCUCGGGAGUUUGUGUGCCCGCGGCCGCCAAAGGGACCGUGACCGAGAUCGGAAAAGGUCGAGCGCGCAGCCCGUUGAUGUGGGCGCCAGGAUGGGCAGGGCUGGGUGAGCCAGGCGUCCAGACCACGCUGUCGUCUGUCCACGGUGGGCUGUACGUCGUGAUCGGAGACGGUACUGGUCGUCGAGGCCACGGCAGGACAGGGGCCUUGGCCCUGAAGGAAGGUGCAGGGUACAGAGAAACCAUGAGGCCCGUGGCACUAAUCACAGCCUGUGAGGCCUCGGGGGAGAGGCCACAGAAUCUGCUCCCCUCCGUUGGCUCCGUUCCGGGACGUGCGGCUCGGCUCUGCCCGUUGUUCAGACACCAUUUGCCUCUGACUCGAGAUGAUGUGAUGUUUUAUUAUAAAACUCACUCACCAUGAUGGCCACACAGACCUUGAGCAUAGACAGCUAUCAGGAUGGGCAGCAGAUGCAAGUAGUAACAGAGUUAAAAACGGAGCAAGACCCCAACUGCUCUGAGCCCGAUGUGGAAGGAGUAAGCCCCCCACCCGUGGGGUCCCAGACGCCAAUGGACGCGGACAAGCAGGCCAUUUAUAGGCACCCGCUGUUUCCGUUAUUAGCUUUGCUGUUUGAAAAAUGCGAACAGUCCACGCAGGGCUCCGAAGGCACAACUUCUGCUAGCUUCGAUGUGGAUAUCGAAAAUUUUGUACGGAAGCAGGAGAAGGAAGGGAAACCCUUCUUUUGUGAAGAUCCGGAAACUGACAAUUUAAUGGUAAAAGCAAUCCAGGUUUUGCGUAUCCAUCUUCUUGAGCUGGAAAAGGUUAAUGAACUGUGCAAAGACUUCUGCAGUCGAUACAUCGCUUGUCUAAAGACGAAAAUGAACAGUGAGACUCUGCUGAGCGGAGAGCCCGGAAGCCCGUAUUCCCCCGUCCAGUCCCAGCAGAUUCAAAGCGCCAUCUCAGGCACUCUCAGCCCCCAGGGAAUCGUGGUGCCGGCGUCUGCGCUGCAACAGGGGAACGUCACCAUGGCGACGGUGGCAGGUGGCACCGUGUACCAGCCUGUCACAGUCGUCACUCCUCAAGGCCAAGUAGUGACACAAACGCUGUCGCCCGGCACCAUCAGGAUCCAGAACUCCCAGCUUCAGUUGCAGUUAAACCAAGACCUGAGCAUCUUGCAUCAAGAUGACGGCUCCUCUAAGAACAAACGGGGCGUUCUACCGAAGCACGCCACCAACGUGAUGCGGUCGUGGCUCUUCCAGCACAUCGGGCACCCCUACCCGACAGAAGAUGAGAAAAAACAGAUUGCUGCUCAGACAAAUUUGACACUACUCCAAGUUAACAACUGGUUCAUCAACGCCAGAAGACGGAUUCUUCAGCCCAUGCUGGAUUCUAGCUGUUCAGAAACCCCAAAAACUAAGAAGAAAACUGCUCAGAACAGACCGGUCCAGAGGUUUUGGCCUGACUCCAUUGCCUCCGGAGCUGCGCAGCCGCCCCCCAGCGAGCUGGCCAUGUCUGAAGGAGCCGUUGUGACCAUCACCGCGCCCGUGAGCAUGAACGUGGACAGCCUCCAGUCCCUGUCCUCGGACGGCGCCACCCUGGCGGUGCAGCAGGUCAUGAUGGCGGAGCAGAGCGAGGACGAGUCUGUGGACAGCACGGGGGACAGUGGGGCCGCGCUGGCCCCCGCCCACAUCAGCAGCCUCGUCCUGGAGAACAGCGACUCCCUGCAGUAGGCCCCGGCGCGGCCCGGAACCGUGGGGCGGGCCGGCCUGACCUUUACAGUUUGCACGGCAAACCUUUUACACAGUUUUAUUCUAAUAUGUUUUAUAUGUAGAUAGAGAAGAGUGCACUUUUGUAUUUCAUAGUACGCUUCAAGAGCAUCUUUGCUGGUGCAGCGACUUCUUUCGAGUGUGCGCGCGCGUGUGUGUGUGUGUGUGUGUGUGUGCGCGUGCGUGUGGGUUUUUAAGGAAAUUCUUUAAAGGUUUAACGCUAAGAAUGUGAUGAGUGGCAAACACCCCUGUGAGCCCCUAAUUAGAUUAAGGAAUAGUGCUGCCAUUUUCUAAGAAAUUACGCAGUUUUAACUUAGUUCUGUGGUUGAAGCAGGUCUCAGUGGGCUGAUCUCUUGUGCGGUCCACGGAUUAGGAAGACGCUUCUGCGUCCUAAAGCCGCCCGUGCCAGGCAGACGCCGCACGGUGGCAAAGUGGGUGUGGCUCCGCGGUGGGCCCUCUGAACACACGUAGGUUCUCGCACAUUCCGUGAGCCUGUUUCAUUUGCUAUAGAUGAAAAAGAAACUCCUAUUUUUACCUUGCUGGAAUUAUUGGAUAAAAAGCUAUUUUUAUAAAUUCGUUAUGAAUUGGAUGACUAUAUUGAGGAUAAAAUUUCUAGAGGAGAAACAAUACGUGCUUACUACUUCAAUUUGGAAUGUUGUGAACUGACCAAAUUCCGUGAACCUGCCCAAAGUUAGCUAGCAUUCCACGGUUCUCUGCCGUCCCAGGCUGGUGGUUCGUAUUUACGAGUAUGAAGGAAGCAGCUGUUGAAUGAAAUUUUGGUACCUGCGAAUUUUAGUUGCUACGUGAAUGCUCACAUCACAUCUUACUCUCGAUCCGGACAUAGACCUAAGGGAUUGCUAAACAGGGCUAGUAAGUCAGGUGACGCGGCGGCCAGCGACCGGAGAACAGCUCACCGCCUGUGUUUCUGUCUGAUCUGAGUCUGACUGCAGUUAAAUGGUUACUGUCCCAGAUAGCUGUGUGUUGCUCUAGGACGUUUUCGUCAGCCAUGUGUCACAUGUAGAAUGUUCAUUACAAACUAAUACAAAACGUCCUCUACCCGCUGGCUCCGAGUGAGGGCCCAUAAGCCACGCUAGCUCUGUUACGUAAUUAACAUCUUCCUGAAGUGACACGGGGACCCAGAAUGGCAGACUCUCCUGCCGUUGGGCCCGGUGUCCAUUUUCCCUCCUUGUCCGUUGUUGCUUUGGCAUUUCCAGAGCCCUGCCCCUCGGGCUUGUACUCACGAGAUUUGGAAUAAUUGUAGGACUUCCGUUCCCGGGGGACAAGACAAACCAGAAGAGGAGACUGGGUUUUGUUUCCUUUGUUUUCAUGUAGUUGCAAGUGGGGCUCUUCCUCAGAGCAAAACCAAGCCGCCUUGUCUCGUGAAGUCUUUACGUGGUCUGACAGGGGACGCCCGCUGUCCGUGUGGCCGAACGGUAGUUCAUGGUCAGGAAAGUUGCCCGUUCUUGAGGUUCGACGGCGGUAGCUGCCUGCAGACCACGCUGACACUGAGGGGACAUUUUGAGCGAGGGAAGAUUUUGUUCUGCAACUGACUUCUUCCCCCCAAAUUUAUUGAUUAAUCACAGAAGAGCAUUUCCUAGAUAACUUAGAAGACAGUUAGAAAUACUUGGAAAUUUCUCUUAAAAAUAUUUCAGGAACUUUAGAAGAAAAACACAACUAUUAACUCUUGGCAAGAGAGUCACGUUUGUAAGCAGCGGUUACAUUCCUUAUUUAUAAAUGGUUUGUAAUUUUUUAGCAAGUCUUCCCCAGUUUAAAAGAUGAUUUUAACUUGACCUGAAGUCUGGUAUUGUUGGACUUCUUGAAGCGAGGACCUGUGGAGGCCGGCCGGCUUCCUGCGGCCGCAGGUCCCCGGGCCUCCUAGCCGCCCUGCUCCUUGGGUGAGUGCAGACGUACUCCCGGUGCGGACCCCCAGCGUCACCGUCUCCCUCCCCGCCCAGGGACUCCCAGUGGUCACCAUCUCCCUCCCCGUGCAGGGAUUCACAGUGGUCACCCUAUCUCUCCCUGCUCAGGGACUCCCAGCAGUCUCUGUCUCCCUCCCCACCUAGGGACUCCCAGGGCUCACUGUCUCCCUCCCUGCCCAGGGAUCCUGCAAGGGGCAGCCCGGCAGUCCAGGGCUCCCGUGCAGAGUCCCACCCCCCACUGGCCUGAGGCCUCCAGGCCCAGUGAUGCCGCGCGCGCUCCCUUUGGCUGAGGCUGGGGUUCUCGGGCUCUCCGUUCUCACUGGGCUCCGAGCACUGGGAUGAACCAUUCAGAGAGAGGCACGGAGGGUGGCCUGAGAUUCCGGCAGACUUCCCGGGACGCCCAGGUGCCCAUGCACGUCUGGGCAUAUGGCAGAGCUGAUUGGGGUCAGAGAGCCGCCACCCAGCGCACUGUCAGUCCGUCUGCAUUGUAGAAACCUCCAUCCCCAGCCCUCCGGCAUUCCAGAGCAGCUGUGCAAAGGGGACGCUGUCGAACGUUCCUUUUUGGUGAGUGGAUGUGAUCCUGACCUUACACUAGAACGUGCCUUGGAUGCGUUCUGAGGCCCAGAGGAAGCCAGCCGUCCCCUCUGUGCCAUGGCUGAGCAGGGAGCCCGACAGGCUGGGCCACUGCCCUCCCCGGGGGAGCAUCGUCCACUCUGCCCGCAGUGCCCCGAUUGCCGCCAGCCCAGGGAGGGUGCUGAGUGAGGGGGGCGGCCUGGGGGGCCUUCCCUGCGGGGCGAGUGGCCAGGGCUUGCCUUCUAGACACACUCAAGCACAGCCAGUCGGAGGGAGAAGGACGUCUCUGGCCGGUCGUGACAGAAGUGACUCCACGGUCUGCCUUCGUUUUAGUUACGUUUGGUCUAUGAACUGACAAUCUUUAAAAUGUGAAUACUGUAACAAUAUGUUUUCUUGGAUUGUUGUCUUUCAAAGGGAUUUUUGUGAAGCAUUUGAUUUAUCAAAGCAAAAAAAAUUAAAAAUAGAAACAUG